Rotaria sp. Silwood1 is the source of this 525-nucleotide messenger RNA. The record is from the annotation of a GenBank genome assembly. NCBI's taxonomy places the organism in Eukaryota, Metazoa, Rotifera, Eurotatoria, Philodinida, Philodinidae.
AUGGACACAACAACUACAAGUACAAUUCCAACUACAACAACUACUCAGCAACUAUUCUAUCCAUUAGGUGGAAGUUCCAUUGACAUUCAUCCAAAUGCUCGAUGGCAACAAAAUGGUAUCACUGUAGCUGAAGGAAAUCGAGAAGACAAUGGAACCAAUCAACUCUCAAGCCCUUGGGAUUUGUAUGUUGAUGAUGAUCAAACAAUCUAUGUUGCUGAUACGGCGAAUCACCGUAUUGUGGAAUGGAAAUGGGGUGCAACGAGUGGCCAAGUGGUUGCAGGUGGAAAUGGACAAGGAAGUGGGGAUCAUCAGUUAUCUAGCCCAUUAGAUAUGAUUGUCGACAAAGAGAGUGAUAGUCUCAUCAUCUCCGAUUAUGCGAAUAGAAGAGUGGUUCGAUGGUCUCGUCGAAAUGGAACAAGUGGAGAAACAAUCAUCUCUAACAUCAAUUGUUUGGGUUUGACAAUGGAUGAGAAUGGAUCUCUCUAUGUCGUUGACACUGGAAAAGAUGAAGUGAGACGAUACUGA